Molecule: messenger RNA, 1812 nt
Organism: Nelumbo nucifera (sacred lotus)
Lineage: Eukaryota; Viridiplantae; Streptophyta; Magnoliopsida; Proteales; Nelumbonaceae
Gene: UBP6
Product: ubiquitin-specific protease 6
Biological process (GO): proteasome-mediated ubiquitin-dependent protein catabolic process; protein deubiquitination; regulation of proteasomal protein catabolic process
Molecular function (GO): proteasome binding; protein binding; cysteine-type deubiquitinase activity
Source: RefSeq, a predicted model, not a curated record
UAUUUCAAUCUGCGAUUCAAGAAAAAAUUUUUCAGGACGUUGCCCUUCCCGCAAGUAAACAACAGACCAUUCUAGUGCCAUCUACCUCUCCUGCAAAACUCGGAAGCUCUGCAAACAUGCUUAAAGUGAGUGUGAAAUGGCAAAAGGAGCUCUUCCCAGCUGUAGAAAUUGACACAAGCCAGCCCCCUUUUGUUUUUAAAUGUCAAUUGUAUGAUUUAACAGGGGUUCCCCCAGAAAGGCAGAAGAUUAUGGUUAAAGGUGGUUUGCUGAAGGAUGAUGCAGAUUGGUCCACGUUGGGAGUGAAAAAUGGUCAAAAAUUGAUGAUGAUGGGAACUGCAGAUGAAAUUGUGAAAGCCCCAGAGAAGGGCCCUGUUUUUGUAGAGGACCUUCCUGAAGAAGAACAAGUGGUUGCUGUGGGUCACACCGCUGGUCUAUUUAAUUUGGGGAAUACCUGCUAUAUGAACUCCACUCUACAGUGCUUGCAUUCAGUUCCAGAGUUGAAGUCAGCCUUACUUAAAUAUCCUCAUUCUGGAAGAAGUAAUGAUUUGGAUCAGUCUUCACAUCUCCUUACCAUGGCAACACGAGAUCUAUUCGGUGAACUUGAUCGAAAUGUCAAACCUGUGGCCCCAAUGCAAUUUUGGAUGGUUUUACGUAAAAAGUAUCCUCAGUUUGGCCAGCUGCAUAAUGGUGCCUUCAUGCAACAGGAUGCAGAAGAAUGCUGGACCCAACUUAUGUACACACUUUCUCAAUCUCUUAGGCAAACAGAUUCCAGUGGAACCCCUGAGACUGUGAAGGAGCUUUUUGGGAUUGAUCUAGUCAGCAGGGUGCAUUGUGCAGAAAGUGGUGAAGAGAGCUCAGAGAUUGAAUCUGUAUAUUCGCUUAAAUGUCACAUUUCGCAGGAGGUCAACCAUUUACAUGAGGGUCUAAAGCAUGGUCUGAAAUCAGAACUGGAGAAGGUUUCUCCUUCUUUGGGGCGUAGUGCCAUUUAUUUAAAGGAGUCGCGUAUCAACAACCUACCAAGGUACUUGACUGUUCAAUUUGUUCGUUUUUUCUGGAAGCGGGAGUCAAAUCAGAAGGCAAAGAUUUUGCGGAAAGUGGAUUACCCAUUGGAGUUGGAUGUUUAUGAUUUGUGUUCCGAUGAGCUUCGCAAAAAAUUGGAAACUCCUCGCCAGAUUUUGAGAGAUGAAGAAGGUAAGAAGCUGGGGUUGAAAACCAGUGACAAGAACACUGAUUCGAAGGAUAAUGAUGUGAAGAUGCUUGAUGCAGAGGGCUCAUCAAAUGGUAGCAGAGAUCAAUCUGGUGAAGGUUCUUCAUCUGAGAAACAGGUACACUUGACUGGAAUCUUUGACUUGGUUGCUGUGCUGACCCACAAGGGAAGGAGUGCUGAUUCAGGGCACUAUGUUGGUUGGGUCAAACAAGAAAGCGGAAAAUGGAUCCAAUAUGAUGAUGAUAAUCCAAUCCCGCAAAGGGAGGAAGACAUCACGAAGCUAUCUGGAGGAGGUGACUGGCACAUGGCAUAUAUUUGUAUGUACAAGGCUCGCGUUGUCUCCAUCUGAGUGCUUUUAAAAUUAAUUUGGAUUAAUUCAUGUAGGGGCAUUGUCAUUUAUUUGAUCAGUAACUGUGGAAUAGGUGUGUGGAUUAGAGAGAUACGCCCCUUAUAGGCCUGUACUUGUUCAGUUGGGUGAAAACCCCCAUUCUGUGUUUAAACCUCUGUUGAGCACUCGCUUUAAGAGUUAAAAAGUUUAGAGAUCUUAAACAACACUUGUCAACAAACCGUAAGAAUGGCAAAACAACGAGAUUUGUAUUUUAGCA